Molecule: messenger RNA, 1959 nt
Organism: Penicillium salamii
Lineage: Eukaryota; Fungi; Ascomycota; Eurotiomycetes; Eurotiales; Aspergillaceae
Source: the annotation of a GenBank genome assembly
AUGGCUACAACUUUGACUGGAGGAAACCAACACGUCAUCCACCUCCCAAACACCUCGUCUGACGAACCCUGCGACCCGCACACCAUCGCCCAGCAAUGGCUCUCGAGUCUUGAAAGUCAGCUCACUCGCCCUGAUGCCUUGAACAUAGCCGACUUGUUCCAUGCGGAGUCCUGGUGGCGGGAUAUGCUGGCCUUGGAUUGGGACAUGCGCACCGUCCGAACAGCCACUGAGAUCCAGCACUUCUUAAGCACACAGCAAAGGAAGGCGAAGCUUUCUGGAUUCCGUCUCCAAGACCAAGGCAAGUUCCAGCCGCGAUUGGAACAAGUUGUUGAGGGACUCAGUUGGAUCUCUUCUAUAUUCUUUUUUGAUGGCGCCGUCGGUACAGGAACAGGAAUGCUGCGGUUGACUAAAGCAGAUGAUGGGUCGUGGAAGGCUUAUGCUGUUUACACAUCAUUACAAGAGCUUCAUUCUGCCCAAGAACCCUUGGGUAAACGUCGCGUUGAUGGAACAACGGAAUCAAUGCCUGGUGGGAUCGCUUGCGGCACCUGGAUUGAGCGGAGGGAAAGGCAGAAAGAGUUCCUGGAUGAGGAUCCAACUACCUUGGUUGUUGGUGCCGGUAAGAAGAAAACCGUGAUACCAAUCUUCUCUACAAUGAGCGCUAACUGGUUGGAAGGUCAGGCUGGAUUGAAUAUGGGUGCACGGCUGCAAAGCGUUGGUGUGUCGUGCUUGAUUAUAGACAAGAAUGAACGUGUCGGAGACAAUUGGCGCCACCGGUAUCGAACAUUGGUUACCCAUGACCCGGCCGAAUUCACACACAUGGCCUACCUACCCUUCCCACAAAACUGGCCCCAGUUUACGCCGAAAGACAAGCUGGGAGACUGGUUCGAAGCAUACGCCAAUAUCAUGGAACUGAACAUAUGGAUGCGGACCUCAAUCAUUUCGGCAGAGUAUGAUGAAACAGCGGGACAGUGGACAGUUUCCCUUGCUCGCGGUGAUGGUUCACAGCGAAUUGUACGCCCUCGCCACGUUGUGUGGUGUACAGGACACUCGGGCGAGGCUCGGGUGCCAUCUUUCCCAGGACAACAGUCCUUCAAGGGCAAUAUUUAUCAUGGUAGCCAACACCGUGAUGCAUCGGAGAGUGAUGUUCGUGGGAAAAAGGUAGUUGUCGUGGGUACCGGAAACAGUGGCCAUGAUAUUGCCCAGAACUAUCAUGAAAACGGCGCAGACGUUACGAUGCUGCAACGGAGCGGGACAUACGUCUUGACAGCCGAUAAGGGCGUUUUCAUGAUGCACAAGGGAUUGCACGAAGACGGAGGUCCCCCAACAGAAGAAUGCGAUAUCGUCGCCGAAAGUCUUCCUUGGCAAGUCCAAUUGGCUCUCAGUGUACAUAUGACAAAGCGCAUAGCAGAAGCCGAGAAACAGACUCUCGAUGGACUCCGCAAGGCGGGGUUUGAGCUUGACUUUGGACCGGACGGGGCCGGUAUUGCGCGCGCAUACUUCACUCGUGGUGGUGGCUAUUACAUCGAUGUUGGCUGCAGUCAACUCAUUAUCGAUGGCAAGAUCAAAGUCAAGCACAAUCCGGGUGGCAUUAACGGCUUUGGGGAACACGAGCUGCAACUGGCCGACGGGGACUCGCUGCCGGCAGACAUUGUUGUCCUUGCUACUGGGUACGAUAAUAUGCGCACGACCGUGAGGAAGGUCCUGGGUGACAAGAUCGCCGAUCGAUGCUCUGAUGUCUGGGAUUUGGACAAUGAGGGAGAAGUUCAAGCUGUAAGUGUGAGAGCCUGUCUUAUUGUCAAUAGUAGGAUACUGAUUACUUCUCAGAUGUGGCGCCCUAGUGGCCACCCAGGAUUCUGGUACUUUGGUGGAAACCUCGCAUUGUGCCGCAUUUACUCUCGAUUCUUGGCCCUUCAGAUCAAGGCCGUGGAAUCCGGUAUAUCCCCAGGCGUGCGACAAUGA